This is a messenger RNA of Hyaloscypha bicolor E, 417 nucleotides long. RefSeq lists its product as uncharacterized. The record is from RefSeq and is a predicted model, not a curated record. The transcript has a single exon. The annotation marks the transcript as partial. NCBI's taxonomy places the organism in Eukaryota, Fungi, Ascomycota, Leotiomycetes, Helotiales, Hyaloscyphaceae.
AGCCCUGCGAGGGUGGUCGCGUUCACGCCGAAGAAUAUCAAGGCCUGCUUCGCUGCAAGUGGUUUAUUCCCGUUUAAUCCAGAAAGGGUGCUCAGAAGUAUGCCCAACCCGGCUGAAUCGGCCAUUCCUAGAGCCGAUGAGGUGAAGGUAGGGUCUUGUCGGCAAGACGUAGAACUGCAAACGCCAGUGACGCCAGUGUCAGCAGAGGCUUUUAUGUGGCUGCAGAACCUAAUCAUCCAACGGGGUGCUCGUGCGCUUGACGAAACGAGCAAACAGAACCUGGCAAGGCACUUGCAGAAAUGUGCCAAAGCUUUCCAAAAAGUCUCUGCUAGGGGCAUCCUCCAAGAAGACCGAAUUCAAUUCCUGGCCACAAUCAACAACGUUAGAAGGGAGGCUGUACUCACCAGGCUGGGAAAG